CAGAUCACCUUAAAGAAAACCCCAAAACCAGAUGUGAACAACCUCCAGAGCUAACAAAGCACCUGGCUAAGCAUCCCUUCCGAGAAUUGGACCACAAGGCCCUCCUGGACCACGAGGACCCCCUGGACCAUCUGGCAAGGACGGCAUUGAUGGAGAGCCAGGCCCUCCUGGUUUGCCAGGCCCACCAGGGCCAAAAGGUGCACCAGGGAAGCCUGGAGCUGCAGGUGAAGCUGGAUUGCCUGGCCUUCCUGGAGUGGAUGGUUUAACAGGAACUGAUGGCCCCCCUGGCCCAAAUGGGCCUCCAGGAGAUCGUGGUGCAUUAGGACCUGCUGGGCCACCUGGACCAGCUGGCAAAGGACUACCAGGACCUCCAGGGCCUCCAGGACCCAGUGGGCUCCCAGGUGGACAUGGAUUUCGGGGCCCUUCUGGACCUUUUGGUCUGCCAGGAUUCCCAGGGCCUCCUGGACCACCUGGGCCUCCUGGUCUUCCAGGUGCCCUUCCUGACGGUGGUGGGGACCUUCAGUGCCCAGCUCUGUGCCCACCAGGUCCCCCAGGCCCCCCAGGAAUGCCAGGCUUCAAGGGACACACUGGUCACAAAGGGGAGCCUGGUGAAGUAGGAAAACAAGGAGAGAAGGGUAACCCUGGCCCUCCCGGCCCUCCAGGAAUUCCCGGCGGUGUCGGCCUGCAGGGCCCAAGAGGACUAAGAGGCCUCCCUGGUCCAAUGGGUCCAGCUGGCGACAGAGGUGACAUUGGAUUCAGAGGCCCUCCUGGAAUCCCAGGACCUCCAGGGAAAGCUGGGGACCAAGGGAGCAAAGGACCUCAGGGAUUCCGGGGGCCCAAAGGCGACACUGGUAAACCUGGACCAAAAGGAAACCCAGGGGCUCGUGGACUCAUAGGAGAACCUGGAAUGCCUGGCAAGGAUGGGCGGGAUGGAGCUCCUGGACUCGAUGGUGAGAAGGGUGACGCAGCUCCCAUGGGUGCUCCUGGAGAGAAGGGGCCAAAUGGACUUCCUGGUCUGCCUGGAAGAGCAGGUAUUAAAGGCUCAAAGGGUGAACCAGGCAGCCCUGGAGAGAUGGGAGAGGCAGGUCCCUCAGGAGAGCCAGGCAUCCCUGGUGAUGUUGGCAUUCCUGGUGAGAGAGGCCUGCCCGGACCCAGAGGAGCAACUGGACCACUUGGCCUCCAAGGCCCCACAGGAGCCCGAGGUGUCCGAGGUUUCCAGGGGCCCAAAGGUGCCAGUGGUGAGCCUGGCCUUCCUGGCCCGACUGGGAUCCGUGGAGAGACAGGUGACAGGGGUCCUGUUGGUGUUCCUGGUCCGAAGGGGAGCCAGGGCAUUGCUGGAGCAGAUGGCCUGCCAGGUGACAAAGGAGAGCUGGGUCCCUUUGGACCCCCUGGCCAAAAAGGAGAGCCAGGAAAAAGAGGAGAACUUGGUCCAAAAGGUGCCCAAGGACCUAACGGGACAGCUGGAGCACCAGGGAUCCCAGGACAUCCAGGACCCAUGGGUCAGCAGGGAGAGAGGGGUGUCCCUGGCAUCACAGGAAAACCUGGACCUCCUGGAAAAGAAGCCAGUGAACAACAUAUCAGAGAACUCUGUGGGGAAAUGAUAAAUGAGCAAAUUGCACAGUUGGCUGCUAACCUGAGGAAGCCCUUGGCUCCUGGAAUGACGGGACGGCCUGGCCCAGCCGGGCCCCCGGGUCCUCCUGGAACCACGGGAAGUGUUGGGCAUCCUGGUCCUCGGGGGCCUCCUGGAUACCGAGGGCCAACAGGAGAGCUUGGUGAUCCUGGGCCCAGAGGUGACACCGGUGAAAAGGGAGAUAAAGGACCUGUUGGCCAAGGCAUCGAUGGGCCUGAUGGUGACCAAGGGCUGCAGGGACCACCUGGUGUGCCUGGAAUUACCAAAAACGGCCGUGAUGGUGCUCAGGGUGAACCCGGGCUGCCAGGGGAUCCUGGGACUCCUGGGACUAUUGGGGCUCAGGGAACUCCAGGAAUAUGUGACACGUCGGCUUGCAUGGGAGCUGUUGCUGCAUCAACUUCCAAAAAAUCAUAAACCAACAGUACAAGAAGUGAAGAAGUGACUGAAUAUUUAAAUAAACAGUGCAUUGUAAGAAAACAGAAUCCUUCUAGUGCUAAAAGGACAGAUGCUCCUUCUAUUCUAUUAAGUGGAGACUUUGACACAGUUCUAUGAAAAAGAAAGCAUCAGAUGAAAACUUUAAUUAAAAGAUGCUUUAUGACUAUCUUUUCCGCCCCCCAAUUAUUUUCCAGAAUUUUUACUGCUAAACAACCUCACCUUUCCUUCUUCCCUUUGCUCAAGAGACCUGCAAGAGGAAGCAUUGCUCCUUUUAUGUACUAAAGAUCACGACUUUUUGCUAAGAAAGUCUGAGCCUUUUCCACUGAAUUCCUUGGUGCUGCUCCCACUGACUUCAGUCCUGCAGGUUUGUGCACUCAGACACGUUGUUAAGGCACUCAGGCACUCAGCUGCCUCUUCCAUCAGUGGAAAUCAGGCAUUUCAAUAUCCUGUAUUUUAACAUCUGAACCUUCUGGCCUAAGGAAUGACCAUUGCUUUAGUCUGUGCUGCCAGUUAGAAAUUUUCAGAUUGCACCUCAAACAUUUGCCAAGACUAGUAAACAGUAAUCCUCUUGCAAGCAAAUUCUGCAAAAGGAGUAAUGUAAAUAUUUUAAUUUCCAGGGAAGAAUUUUUGUAUAUUUCCAUAUGAUAACGGAGGAAAUGAAGUAACAGCAUUUUCAUGACCUCUACUUCAGCUAUUUGCACAGUAAUUGUGAUGGAACCCCGCCUAAGAAAGGAUGCUCUUUUAAAGUCCAGCCAAAACCACCUGUAUGAACUGUUGUAAAAAUAAAAGGAGAUUUUUUUUAACCUUUUCUUUGUGAUGUUGUAAAUGUCAUUAUAUAAAUCAAAUUAACUUGGCUAAACAGCAUUUUCCAGAACUGGUUUUACUAGGAUUGUUUGGACAUAAAUUGCUGCACAAUUGUUCUUAUCCGUGAUUUAAACCAGCAUUAAUUUUGGUAGAACUUUUUAUACUUUAAAACUUGCUAGCAUCAUCUAUUUAAAAAAAUUAAUAAAACCCCUCUCAGCUCACACACAGUUCUAUUUCCGUCCGUGCCAAAGCCUAUGAACGAAGCAUCAUAUUCCUCUUUAAAUAUAAAAAUACUUUAUGCAUUUAAAUAUCUACUAUUUAAAAUAUGCCACUUUUGGUCUUAAGUAACAGCACAAGAACCUGUUGGACAGUUGUGUGGCAGACAUUAAAAGUAGUACUGAAUUUAAAAAUGUCAACACCAUUGCACUACUCUUUGGAGCUAAUUAUGUUAAAUAUAUAUGCAAAAUUCAUAAUACGCACAGUUUAGAAACUAUGCACUCAUCCAAAUAAACAAUACAAUAUUUACAUUUUAAGUGAAAAAAAUGGGCAUUAUAAUAUGGUAACUUUAGUUUCUUUUUACACUGGAAGAAUGAGUUUGCAUCUAGCCAUUAAAAUAACAGGCAGAUGGAUGUUCUACAUCUCUUCCAGUCUGUACUGCAUCAUCUUUAAAAAAGAAGGUAAAAGCAAACAAUUAAAUAAGACCCCAAAGCAGAUUGACAAGCAAAUUUUGUAUAACUAAAGGGUUACAAUACUUAGUCAUGACAUUUUCUUGUAGCUUCUGGUCCCAAAGCCCCUUGAACAGGGCACUGAUUUCCAUUGCUGGCAGUUAACUUCCAUUUCCAUUUCCACUAAAGAAUGUUUCCUUUAAAUUUCUAUUUAUAUAUAUUUACAAGUUACACUUUCAAAUUCCUAUUCAGCAUGUAAAUAAUAAAACAUGGGUUGGACUAUU
This is a messenger RNA of Poecile atricapillus (Black-capped chickadee), 3818 nucleotides long. RefSeq names its product collagen type IX alpha 3 chain (gene COL9A3). The coding region runs from base 566 to 2044 and encodes 492 amino acids. Lineage: Eukaryota; Metazoa; Chordata; Aves; Passeriformes; Paridae. The record is from RefSeq and is a predicted model, not a curated record. The transcript is spliced from 32 exons.